GGCUUGUUCAGUGCGCUACCGACAUUCGAUGUUAGCGGACGCGGAUCUUCCUCUCCUCAGGUCAAGGAAAGGCAGAAUCGGUGUUGAGUGGUGAUCGGCUUGGAUUUGUGAAAGAGUGAUUGAUCUAGUGCGCGGUGGAACACAAUGAAUGGAAGAAUGGAAUUCUGAUGAAAAUAAAAAAAAAUCAAUUGAUCAAUCGGUGGAUGAAAAAAAAGUGAUAAUUUGGUCUAUGCUAUAGAAAAAAUGAACUAAUCGAGUUCAAAAAUAUCAGUGCAAAAAACCGUUCUUUACAUUGUGGAAAAUCCGGUUCAGUUCGAUUCGAUUCAGUGAAUGUGGUUGACAGAAUAUCUGGUGACAUUUGAUCCUUCAGAGAUUAUAUAAUUUAAGUAGAAAGAAUCUGCCAAACAUUUGAUUGUCGUACAAAAAUUCUCGAAAACAGUAAACGAACGAUUGUAUAAGGAUUGGAUAUUUUUUUUCUAAUCGGAUAGUCCCGAAAUGUGUUAUAACAGAAAUAAACUGAAGCUGGCAACGUUACUACCCUACUAUCGUAUGGCAGAACUAAUCAACUUUAAUCAUGUGCUCAAUGAAAAAGUUAUCUAGAAGUUUCCUCAAAUCAAUAAAUAAUUUAUUAGUGAACGAAAAAGUGAAACUAUUAAAUUUAUGAUUUUGAAAAAUUCAUAAUUUUUUGAAAAGUGAAGUGCGGUAUAUAAAUAGUGAAAAAUGUCGAAGAAAAUGAUAGCCACUUUGGUACUGGGAAUGCUGUUUUACAGCCAGAUCGAAAGGGGAUCAUCAUACAAGAUUUCUACGUCUGACCCGGAAGUGAUUCGGAUAAAUCUAGGAAAUAAGCGACUUGUGAAGGAAACUGUUCCUCUCAACUCUAAACUGUUAAUCAAGUGCAACUUCGACACACCGAUCUGGUACAAAAACGGCAAACCGAUUCCAACUGACAACAGGAGAGCGAAAUCAUUAAAAUUCAACGCUGUCAAACGAACCGAUGCCGGGUACUAUUCGUGUGGGUCGGAGUUCAGCGAGUGGUCAAACUUGACCCUGUCGGUGUUCAGUCAACACGAGGCGGCCGAUAGCUACCAAAAUGAUUCGCCAGGAAGCGGCUCAGGCGGUGCAAGUGUUGCUCGUAUUGCCAAUCUGGAGAAGAAAAGCUUGCUUUCGGCAAUAAUCGUAGAAUCGUCGAAAGGUACCACACCACGAGUACCUACGGAAAUUGUUGACAACUAUCUUCUCGAAGGACCUCCGGUGUUCGUGGUUGGGAGUAAAGAUCAAGUAAUCAAUGUGAUGCGAAAAGCAGGGGAUAGUUACAAACUGAAGUGCGAGAUCAUGGGGGAGCCCAAGUUUCGAAUAAGUUGGAUUAAAGAUGACAGAAUGUUGAAUACAAAGGUUGGAAAUAAAUCUAGUAUACUUCUGCGCUCGUUAGAUCCAGAAGACAGUGGAGUGUAUGCAUGCAAAGUUUGCAACAGCAACGGGUGUGUUAACUCCACUACUAAGCUAGAAGUAGAGGAUAACCCAGAAGUGCCUUAUAUUCAGUAUAACAACAUGGAAAGUCACUCACAACUAUCGGAUAGUGAAGAACCAGAUAGUCCUGACUACGUAGAUGACGAACACAAUUAUCUAGACUAUGAAGAAACUGAUGACGAAGAGGAUAAUGAAGAAGAAACUGGAGUUGUUGAGCAAGGGGCUCCUAUUGGAGAAACCACGGAGAAUCAUCCAACCGCCGUAGUCGCCAAUGGCGAAUUGAGCCCUGGACUGCCAUUUUUUACUAAACGUGAACACAUGGUGGGAUUGAUGCCAAAACCAUCCGGUAAUAUGGUCCGUCUUCGCUGUCCAGCGGACGGCAAUCCGAUGCCGAACAUAACAUGGACGAAGGACAACCAAAAAAUAGUGCGCAGCAUGGGUUCGGUCAAGUAUGCCAAGUGGUCGAUCGUUUUGGAAGAUUUGGUACCGAAAGAUUCCGGAGCGUACACGUGUAAUGUGUGUAAUGACUUUGGAUGUGUCAGCUUCACCACUAAACUGGAAGUGAAAGAUCGCUUUCCGGCGCGUCCUUAUAUCAAGGAAGGUUUUCUACAAAACACUACCGUAUUGGUAAAUUCAACGGCCAUGUUUGAGUGCCGGACGAUUUCGGAUCUCGAACCACAUAUCGAGUGGAUUAAAUUCCACAUCAUCAAUAUGGCUAAUCCGGAGAUACCGGAGAAUAUUACCAAGUUGGAGCGUGACUCGGAUAAUCCAGAAGUUCUUAGUCUCGAGAACGUCACCCAUGCAGAUGAAGGAUGGUAUACCUGUGUGGCGGCGAACACACUCGGUGCAUCCUAUGAGAGUGCGUAUCUUCGUGUUGUGGAUGAAUUCCCGGAGGACGACGCACCAACGGCGCAUCCUGUCAGACCACACUCAACGCUUAUAACGAUAAUGACUACUGUUCUGUCGGGAUGUUUCAUGAUUCUCGCAAUAAUAGUUGUGAUCGUGUGUAAGAAACUAAAACGAGAAAAGAUGAAACAUCGUGCCAUGGAACAUGUCAAUCAAUGGACAAAAAAAGUAAUCGUGCUGAAGCAGCCACCUAUAGAGAAUAACAUUCCAGGUGUUACGGAGGCUAUGCAAAUGCCGAUCGUUCGAAUAGAAAAACAACGGUCGACUCUGGUUCAAAGUGGAAACUGUGACCCAACGCUGAUCUCCGAAUACGAAUUUCCCAUCGAUCUAAACUGGGAGUUUCCACGCAAUAAGCUAGCACUAGGUAAAAAUCUCGGCGAGGGUGCCUUCGGUAAGGUUGUAAUGGCAGAAGCUCAAGGGCUAGUCAAAGGACAAACUUCCACUGUUGUAGCGGUCAAAAUGUUAAAAGAGGGUCACACUGACGCCGAUGUUAAAGAUUUGGUAUGUGAAAUGGAGGUCAUGAAAAUGAUUGGAAAACAUGUCAACAUCAUCAAUCUGCUUGGAUGUUGCUGCAAAGACGGACCAUUGUAUGUUAUUGUCGAAUAUGCACCACACGGAAACUUGAAGGAUUUUCUACGAAGUCACCGUUUCGGAACGGCUAAUUAUGAAGAUUCGAUUAUCGGAGAGAAAGAAAAGAAAAUCCUUACAUUGAAGGAACUGAUAUCGUUUGCCUACCAGAUUGCGCGUGGAAUGGAACAUUUAGCAUCACGCAGGUGUAUUCAUCGUGACCUGGCAGCGCGUAAUGUACUGGUUAGUGAUGGAUUCGUUAUGAAGAUUGCCGAUUUUGGACUAGCGCGCGACAUCCAUAGUCAAGAGUAUUACCGGAAAACAACGACGGGAAAAUUACCGAUUCGGUGGAUGGCCCCAGAAUCUCUCGAAGAGAAAUUUUAUGACUCCCAAAGCGACGUCUGGUCAUUUGGAGUAUUACUUUGGGAAAUUAUGACGCUCGGUGGAAAUCCUUACUCUUCUAUUCCUACCUGGGAUAACUUGUUAGAGCAUCUGAAGAAGGGUAAGCGACUGGAGCAACCACCUCUUUGCCCAAUUCACAUCUAUGUGGUGAUGCGAGAAUGCUGGAACUACAAGCCAAAGGUGCGACCAACAUUCAGCGAGUUAGUUCAAAAUUUGGACCGACUGGUUGCGAUAACAUCCAACGAGGAGUAUCUGGAUCUCGGAUUACCGACUCUGGAGACGCCACCGUCUAGUGACGAGGAGUCAGAUGACAACGACGGCUGCGAACGGAUGCGAAUGUACCCAUUCAAUCACAGCCAUACUACCGAAAGUACCUUUUGAUAGACGAAGAUACGAUGCCGAGCCAUGGACACUGUAUUACACGAGCGCGGAAGUAAAUUCCGCGAGCAUUUAACAUUAGGAAACAUCUGUUUUAAAACGAGUAUGAUUGAUUUUAUGCGUAUGUGUGAGUGCGAUAGUAUUUUGUUAUUUGUUAAGAACAAAGCACAAGACUGUAUUUAUUAAAGUGUUUUAAUUUUUAUGAAAUCCAACUAAUCAAUCAACUACAUCGAGAGAAGUGAGCAACUAGUCAGGAAAUCCUGCAUUCACGAAGCUGAGGCCAUAAGAAACGUGUCCGUAUUGAGUAAUAACUGUAAAUACAAUAUUAAGAAUAAAUAAGGGCAUUGAAUUUAAGAUGAAUGUCAAACAAGACCAAAGCGUAUUAUAACAAAUAUAGAAGAAUACUCGUAAAAAACUUACAUGACAUCGUAAUAUACUGUACAGAUUGAACUCACCGUAGAGUCAAACAGAAAUCAAAGAGUGCCAGAUGCAAUAUUACUUGUAAUAAUUUCUAACAUACGUACAUUUAGAGAAAAACAUUCAUUGUGCAUGAAAUGAAAAGCUUCUGUCUGUGUAUAUAAGCAAAGGAAAUGAACUGUGUCGAAUUAAGUAAGUUGCAAUUGAAAAUACAUGAAAAUGAACAUUUAUUGUAGUCUCCGUUUUCCUUCAUCUCCAUCGAUAAUCGCACAAACUGAAAUGCUAGUGAAUAAUCAACAAUGCAUGACUUGAUGUAACAUGAAAAUACAAAAUAGUACAAAUUA
This is a messenger RNA of Malaya genurostris, 4481 nucleotides long. RefSeq names its product fibroblast growth factor receptor homolog 1-like. The transcript has 11 exons. Gene Ontology annotation, cellular component: signaling receptor complex. Gene Ontology annotation, biological process: positive regulation of kinase activity; multicellular organism development; protein phosphorylation. Lineage: Eukaryota; Metazoa; Arthropoda; Insecta; Diptera; Culicidae. Gene Ontology annotation, molecular function: transmembrane receptor protein tyrosine kinase activity; ATP binding. The coding region runs from base 721 to 3723 and encodes 1000 amino acids. The record is from RefSeq and is a predicted model, not a curated record.